CUUACAGCAAACACUGUGAUACUUGCGACGUUAAGCCUUCUAAUUGGCUCAACUUGGCUUUCAAGCAUAAUCGUAGCAGCAGAAGAUGAAGAACCGCAUUGCAUUUGGUAUGGUCAGAGUCAUGCGUCGGGCCAGCAUAUGUUAAACAAAGCUGUGAACAUGCCACCGCAGCCUUUGAAUGAUACCAGCGCUGAAGCCAUUUUUAAAAAACGUUGUCCGACUUUUUACGCUGAAUACAAGGCAGCAGAUCCGGAUGAACCUCUCAAACUGUGCUGUGAUGCAGCUCAAAUCAAUACGAUGGAAACGUCCAUGGGACAAGCGGAUGGCAUAUUUUCCCGCUGUCCCAGUUGCAUAACCAACAUGGCUCUUUCUAUUUGUAGCAUGACCUGUGGUCAGAAUCAAAGUCUUUUCCUGGUACCAUAUAACGCGACAUACCAAGACCACGAAUAUAUAGAACAAGUCGAUUACCGAAUCGAUGAUGAGUCGACAAUGCGCGUCUACAAUAGUUGUGCAGGAAUUCAGCAUACACAGACGGGCCGUCCCGUAAUGGAUCUAGCAUGUGGAGCGUAUAAUGCAAAAACCUGCGAUCAUCGCAAAUGGUUCAAUUACAUGGGCGAUCCUACCAUAAAUAAUUAUGUACCCUUUCCCAUGAACUAUUUUUUUUUGGAUGAGACAAGCGAACUGCCGCGGCAGGUGCUGCAAGUGAAAAACUGUUCGGAAGCAUAUGAAGGCUCGUAUGCAUGUUCAUGUAUUGAUUGUAGUGCUUCUUGUCCAUAUACCGACCCACCAACUGGCCAAGAGGAGGGUUUCAUGGUAGCUGGACUUUAUGGCAUAACUUUCAUAGUGUCGCUCUUCUUUGGCGCUCUCGUGAUGGUGUUCAUACUAUGCGGCUCACUAAAUAUCUGCAAACCAAAAAUAAAAAUCUCGUCUUGUUGUGCAGGUUUUAGUGGGGUAAAUACAAUACUCUCUAAAGCUUUUCGCGCUUGGGGUUAUUUUUGUGCAAAAAAUCCGGUGCUCAUUUUGGCUUUGUGUUCCUGGGUGAUUGGUGGACUAGCUUAUGGUGUCAAAUACUUAAGUGUCACCACGGAUCCGAUUGAACUAUGGGCUGCUGAAGAUAGUCAAGCACGUUUGGAGAAAGAUUACUUUGAUGAGCAUUUCGGACCCUUCUAUCGCACCAACCAAAUAUUCUUCAAACCAGUAAACCAAACAACAUUCACGCACAAUACGUCAUCCGGCAUAUUAACAUUUGGUCCAGCGUUCGAAAAAAGUUUUCUUAGAGAAGUUUUCAAAUUGCAAGAAGAAAUUGAAGCAUUAACCACAGAGAGUGGCGUGACUUUGGCGGAUGUUUGCUAUGCUCCUAUGGUAUACGCUGGAAAUACAGUGACCGUUGCUGAUUGCUUAGUGCAAUCCAUUUAUGGCUACUUUCAAAACGAUUUAGAUGAGUUUGAAAAUGAAUACGAAGAUGCCAAUGGCUACACAAACAACUAUCUUAACCAACUCGAGGAUUGUCUCAGAGUUCCAAUGUUGGAGGAUUGCUUUGGCCCAUAUGGUGGCCCCAUUGAGCCGGGCAUUUCUGUUGGUGGCAUGCCCAAAGUAGCGGCAUCGGAAAAUCCUGACUAUCAGCUUGCCACUGGCUUGGUAAUAACACUUCUCGGCAAAAAUCAACGUACUGAACAGCAACUGGUGCCAAAUAUGGCGUGGGAAAAAGUAUUCGUUGACUUUCUUAAAAAUUAUACCAGCGAUAAAAUGGAAAUUGCGUUUUCCGCCGAAAGAUCGAUACAGGAUGCAAUUGUUGAACUUUCAGAAGGCGAAGUUUCUACUGUCGUAAUUAGCUAUGUGGUUAUGUUUGUCUACGUCGCCAUAGCAUUGGGAAAAAUACGCAGCUGUACUGGCUUCUUCCGCGAAUCAAAAAUAAUACUCGCGAUUGCCGGUAUUUUCGUUGUUUUGGCUUCGGUUGUAUGCAGUUUGGGCUUCUGGAGUUAUUUGAAUGUAACUACUACAAUGUUAGCAAUUGAAGUGAUACCUUUCCUAAUAUUGGCCAUUGGAGUGGAUAAUAUUUUCAUUAUGGUACACGCCUAUCAUCGUUUAGAUAAAAGACAUUAUGAAACUGUAGCAGAGGCUAUUGGCGAAGCGAUGGCACGCGUGGGUCCUUCGAUUGUACAAACUGCUGGAUCAGAGUUUGCCUGUUUCGCCAUAGGUGCUAUAUCGGAUAUGCCAGCAGUGAAGACCUUUGCCAUGUAUGCAGCUGCCGCUAUUCUAUUUAAUUUCUUCUUUCAACUCACUGCUUUUGUUGCUUUCAUGGCUUUGGACGAGCGUCGAGCGGCAUCUGGACGUUUCGAUCUUUUCUGUUGUUUCAAAAGUUCGAAUAAGACCGAAUUGGGUGACGAACAAAAUAUAGGCGUAGUGGAGAAGGUGUUCAAAAACUUUUAUGCUCCUUUCCUGUUUUCUAAAUCGAUCAAAAUUAUUGUUUUGAUUAUAUUUACGAUAAUCACCUGCUUAUCGCUUAUGGUGGCUCCUUCAGUCGAACUUGGCCUGGAUCAGGAAAUGUCCAUGCCAACCGAUUCACACGUCACUAAGUAUUUCAAAUACAUGAGUGAACUUCUAUCAAUGGGCGCGCCUGUUUAUUGGGUCUUGAAGCCUGGGCUCAACUUUACCUAUCAAGAUCACCAGAAUGUAGUUUGCGGCGGUGUUCUGUGCAAUAAUGACUCUGUUUCGGUGAAACUUUAUCAGCAGUCACUCUAUCCCGAAAUCACUUAUCUGGCGCGUUCAGCUUCCUCUUGGAUAGAUGAUUACAUUGAUUGGCUUAGUAUUAGCGAUUGUUGUAAGGUGAACUCUACCGAUGGCUCCUUCUGUCCAAGCAACUCGAAAGAUGAUGGCUGCGUAUCUUGUGAUCGUGAAUUCUCCGAAGACGGUUUACGCCCAACGCCAGAAACCUUCAGAAAGUACAUACCAUAUUUCUUGUUCGACAUACCUGACAGCGAAUGCGCAAAAGCUGGUCGGGCUUCAUAUGCGGAUGCUGUCAUUUAUACGCUCGACGAGCAAGGCGAUUCUGACAUUUUGGACACGCACUUCAUGCAGUACUCCACCACAUCUACCACAUCAAUUCAAUUCUACUCGGCACUUAGAGAGGCGCGCCGUAUUGCCGCCGAAAUCAAUUCAAUGUUUGCUGAAUAUGAAUUCGACGUCUCCAUUUUCCCCUAUUGUGUUUUCUUCAUCUACUACGAGCAGUACCUCACCAUGUGGAAUGUUGCCUUGUUCUCUCUCUCUCUUACUCUAUUGGUCAUAUUCUUCGUCACAUUGCUCAUUACCGGCUUAGAUCUGCUCUCCGCUUUGAUGGUUACUUUCAUGGUGCUAUUAAUCCUCAUCAACAUGUUCGGAAUGAUGUGGGCAUGGAAUAUAACACUAAAUGCGAUUUCGUUGGUGAAUUUAGUCGUAAGCAUCGGUAUCGGUGUGGAGUUCGUUGCACAUAUAAUCCGUUCGUAUAACAAUGAAACGGGUAAUAAGGAAGAGCGUGCGAGGGAAGCGCUAGUAGUAACGGGCAGUAGUGUUCUCUCGGGCAUUACUCUAACUAAGUUUGCCGGCAUCAUAGUUUUAGGAUUCUCCAAAUCGCAAGUGUUCGAAGUAUUCUAUUUCCGCAUGUAUCUUGGCAUUGUUUUAAUAGGAGCAGCGCAUGGACUCAUUCUGCUACCCGUUUUGCUCAGUCUCUUCGGGCCGGCGAGCAAAACGAAGAGCAAAAACUUGAAUUUAGCUUAAAGUAGGCAAACCGAACGGCACAUGCAGAGAUUUUUUCUGGCAAGUGCACGUAGUCGCA
This is a messenger RNA of Anastrepha obliqua, 3811 nucleotides long. It is a transcript of the gene Npc1b, whose product is annotated as NPC intracellular cholesterol transporter 1 homolog 1b. The record is from RefSeq and is a predicted model, not a curated record. Gene Ontology annotation, cellular component: membrane. The transcript has 9 exons. The annotation marks the transcript as partial. Lineage: Eukaryota; Metazoa; Arthropoda; Insecta; Diptera; Tephritidae.